This is a messenger RNA of Hordeum vulgare subsp. vulgare (domesticated barley), 1331 nucleotides long. Its product is annotated as probable BOI-related E3 ubiquitin-protein ligase 3. Lineage: Eukaryota; Viridiplantae; Streptophyta; Magnoliopsida; Poales; Poaceae. The record is from RefSeq and is a predicted model, not a curated record. Gene Ontology annotation, molecular function: ubiquitin-protein transferase activity. The transcript is spliced from 2 exons. The coding region runs from base 74 to 1048 and encodes 324 amino acids.
CCCUCCAAGCCCACGACCGUCUCCCCAUCCGUUUCCCUGUCCUCUCUCUCUUCGCACGCCGUAGUAGUUGGCCAUGGCCGUGCAGGCGCAACAUCUCUCCCACGCCUUCCCCCACGACCUCCACGCCUACAACAGCAUUAGUGCUCUGGAGGAUGACCUGACGGCCGGCUCCCUCCUCUUUCCCGAGAACCUCAAGCGCGGGCCGGAGUUGGAGGGUGUUGGGAACACGGUGUUCGCCAACGUUCCGCGCGUCGAUCUCACCUGGCACGACAGCGCCCGCGCCCACGGUUUUGCGCAGAGGAAGCGGCCGCGCGUCGUCCCGGAGGCGCCUUCAUACUUGGAAGAUCAGCGCGGGCAGGGGCUUGUGCCCGUCGCCGUCGGUGAUGUGCUGACCAGGGCGGUGGGCUCCGACGCGGCGUCCACCAGCGGGAGGAUGAUCAAUGCCGCCGGCCCGCCGCAGGACCUGCUCUCUCAGAUGUACCGCCAGGGCAUGGAGAUCGAUGCAGUCCUACGACUCGAGACCGACCGCAUGCGCGCGGGGCUGGAGGAGGCGCGACGGCAGCACGUCAGGGCGCUGGUAUCGGCGGCGGAGCGUGCUGCAGGGAGGCGGCUGCGGGCCGCGGAGGCCGCACUGGAGCUGGCGCGCUGCCGCAACGCCAAACUGUCAGAGAGGCUCAGCCAGAUUUGCGCCGAGGGUCAGGCGUGGAUACGCGUCGCCAAGAGCCACGAAGCAGUCGCCGCCGGCCUCCAAGCUACACUCGACCAGGUCCUGCAAUCGCCUUGCGCUGCCGUCAACUCCGCCGGAGCGGAUGGAGAGGGCGACGCCGAGGACGCGCGGUCCUGCUGUUUCGAGACCCCCGCCGGCGACCACGCCGCAGGAUCCAAGGCGUCGGCGGUGGCGUGCAGGGCUUGCGGCGAGGGCGAGUCGUGCGUGUUGCUGCUGCCGUGCAGGCACCUGUGCCUCUGCAGCGCGUGCGACGCCGCCGUCGACACUUGCCCUUUGUGCGCGACCGCCAAGAACGCGUCGCUGCAUGUCCUGCUCUCGUGAUUCAAGCUUGCGCGCGUCGAAGCAACGGGGCCUUCUCCGAAACGGCUUGCGAUAGGGAAGUCAGCUGGCCUCAGCUGGCUCGAUCAACUUGCCCAUGUUACUUACUUUCGGACAUGGAUGGCACGAACCGAAUGCAAUUUCAGAUAGAGCGCCAUAGUUUGAUUUUAGCGUUGUGGUUUUCCAAGUAGGGUUAGGGUGUAUUUUGUUUAGGAUUUUGAUAACCAGCAUCGUCGCUUGGAAGAACAUGACAAAUUGAACAUUUUGAUUACUUCGCCACUUUUAA